Molecule: messenger RNA, 4190 nt
Organism: Topomyia yanbarensis
Lineage: Eukaryota; Metazoa; Arthropoda; Insecta; Diptera; Culicidae
Exons: 6
Coding region: 1641-3998 (785 amino acids)
Source: RefSeq, a predicted model, not a curated record
GGUUGAAUUGGAGAGAUCGCAGUAGCCAUACGCGUCGGACGCGAAUUUUCUUUUUUUCGCUCACGUCAAUUUUUCAAUAAUUGUUUCUGCAAAUUAAUGUUUGUUGAUUGCUAUUCGUCCUUUUUAUAAUUUCUACGAAGUGUUGCAAGUGUACAAGUAGUGCAAAAGGGAGUGAUCAGUAUCAAUUUGUGUUGUCGGUUGUCGGUAUCUAAUACACUUGAGGACAGAGGAUGGAUCGAUUUUUGAUUUAAAGCUCUACAUCCAGGUCGCUGCCGACUGCAUAGAUCAAAGAAAAGGAACAUAGACCUAACAGCGAGUGGGCAGAAGACAGAGCAUCGACUACAAAAUAUUGCUCCAAAUAUAACAUGGAUUUUCCGGUGAGAUUGUUUCAUUUUGUUUAUAAAUCAGGAUUACAAAAAAAAUGCUUGGUGCGAUCAAAACGGUUUUCUUUACUGGUUGAUCCUGCGAUUUAAGCAAGAGAGCUUCGGAUCGUUUGGACUAUUAUUUGGUUGUUAGAGUUUGCGCUGUCGAGGAUAAAUUCGGCGAUCAUCAUAGAUUUAUCGUUGAUUUCGGAAAGUUUUUUUUGACACAUGUUGGAAUGUUGGCAUAGAAACUGAGCUUCAAAGAUCGGUCAUGAUGCAACGUAGAGGCUCUUUCGGCACCUUUUGCGCUUCCCAUGAAAGUGUCAUUACAAAGUAGUGACGAAACUGCUCCCGUAUUGGAGUCCUAAUAUAAUUCGCGUCAUAAUGAUUGCAAGUGAUAUUGGUAUUGAUUAAGAAACUGCUACUUGUUACCACACUCCUUAGAACAUGUCAGAACAGAGAAGACUGCUUUUGUUUAGUUUACUGCAAGAGAAGGAGGAGCGAAUGCAGAAACAAUUUUUGGCCAUACUUUCAGGUUCUUCAGGUGCUGCAACCUAUUGUUUUCUAGUAGUUAAGGCUCAAGAAACCUUUUUUGAGCAUGUGUGAGAAUUGAACGCUUAGUAGUAUGCGUAGAAAAAAUGUUUUCAGCUUUGCCACCGGUUUAUCCAUGUAAAACCUUUUCAAAACUCUAAAAGUUGAUCAUCAGUUGAUUUAUUAGAUCAUCACGAUUAAAAUUAUGCCAAAUAGUUGGUGGAAAAACAAUUGACCAUCGAGAUGGUGCUUUUGAAAAAGUGGCUGUGGUUUUUUUUCAUCGCGCAGUUUUCUUCGCAAUGUCCUUGAGAAAAGUUAUUUUAUUAACAAAAAUGUAAUUAAAUUAUUCAGACGAGUGAUUGGACCUCUAGACAUUCGUCUGAAAUCUGCCAAACCCUUUCGGAAUACUUAUUGACGGGCAUAAACUGAAAUAGAAAGCGGAUUUUUAAAUGACUCAUAGUGACAUAAAACCGCUUGUUCCAGGUUGACAUUCACCGAUCGUGAAAGCAAACAACAAGUACUGGUCACCUAGGUUACCAGGCUCUGUUUCCUAAACCGAAACACAACGAAAACUUGACCAUCUGGCGUUAGUUUGUUUCAGUACGGAACAAAAACAACACCCUUUGUUUUGAGGUCCUGCAACUCGCUCCCAUCUGCAUUCAAUUGCAGUUGUUCAGUGUGGGGUUCGUGACUCGAUUGUCCUUGAGUUGAUAACUUGCUGGAACCGUCGAUAGAGCAUCGUGCGAAAUGUUCUCCACUGAGCAAGACAUCAAUCGGUAUAACUACCGACUUCGAUUCCAGGAAAUGGAAAAUAAGAUAAAGAAGUGUGAGCUAGAACGUACUCAGUUGGAGCAGAAGUUCGGUCAGCUGAUGCAGGAACGACAGGAAUGUGAGAAGACUGCAGCACGUUCUCUAAAGCUCAAAUAUAAACGAAUGAAGGACCUGGAGAGACAGCGAGCAGAAAGAAACGAAGAGUUACUACGGAUGCUACACAAAGUGGACCAGCAAGCAGCUUCCCUAGCCGCGAAAACCGAUCGUCUUAAAAUGCUCAAGACCCAGUACGAAUCAUAUCUCAUCCGAUCCUGGUCAUCGCAGCGAGCUCUUCCGAUGUCUCCGACUCCUUUCCAGCAUUCACCACAACUCUUCCAUGGAGCUUCAAAUGACAAUUUAAACCUUCUUCCUGCUCGAUGCCAUGAUCCGCCGAAAUCGGAAUUCGUCAAAUAUCUCUCCGACAUGACCCACUUACAAACGACAGAAAACAGUCCAAUUCCUCCUCCGAUGGCCCUAUCCAACUACAUUAGUAACCAACAGGCGCAGGCACCAUACUUUCCUCCCACUUACCAGUCAGCAGCUGGUCCCUCUUGGUCCCAUCCCAUUCCUCAAGCUUCAUCUUACAACCCUUCUUUUUACAACCAAUCUUCAGAACCAGAAAUCCCUCCAACACCCCAACGUAUCGCAACUAUUCCUCCUUCGACUUCCCGUAAGCUCAAACUCUCCAACGAGGAAUUCAUUCACUACAUCGACAACGAAAUUCUGAAGGGGCCCAUCUCUACCGCACCGGCUGAAAGUAUCGUGACACCACCCUGCAUCGUAGUUGAUCCACCCUCGGUUGCCUCAGCGCCCCACCCAACGGUAGCCCCCUAUCUGGAAGAUGUUGCCAACGAUGAAGAUAUAUUGCCGAAACGACAGGAUCUCUACGGAAGCUCAGCUCUUAUCGAGAAACUGACCGAAGCUACUGCUGCUCUUACGACCGUGAACGAUCAAAGGUCGGAGGAUGAUGGUACUACUGCUUGUGUCGUAGAUAGUCAACCUGACGUUGCUACAACGGUAGAAAAAUAUUCUGAGAAUACUGUACAGUAUGAAGCCACACAAUCUACAUCGCAGGAAAUAAUAGACGGCGUGGAUGACAGAAACGAGCAACCUGUAAGGCUGGAAGCAAUUGAUUCAAAGUUGGUUGAAAAUGAAGAUCUGUAUACUUCAGAAGAACAACCGCAUCUCACGGAAAGCAGCGAUCUAAGGCACGAAUCGGAACAAAAUAAUUUGGAAUAUCAACAAGUAUACAGCCCAGAAACUGAUUAUCUACAACAACAACAACAACAACGCGAACAAUACUUUCCAGAAGCCGCUGACUAUCAAGGUUAUGUGGAAGGUGGUGCUCAAGAGUACUCUGCUCAGGAGCCUGCAGAUUACCAAUAUAGUUACGAACAGGCUGUAGUCGAAGAGCAAGCUUCCACAGUUCCAAAUAUUCCCGCAGAGAACUCUAAUCACUGGACAACUGCACGGGAAGCAGUCGAAUCGAAGGAAUACGCAAACAUGACCGCAGCACGAUUUCCGGAAUCAAUCGUCGAGGUAGCUAACAAUGAAGAGAAAAUUUCCGAACGAGUUGAAAAACAGUCCACUUCAAAAGAGUCUAAGCGUAGCUCUCCAGAAGUUAUACCGGAAGAAGAACUACCUGAAGAGGCGGAGCAGCCCGUGACAGAGCAACUAGAUUCCACUCAAAACGAAAACUACUCCCAGUAUGUGCAGCAGUACGAUCAAACUGCGGAGCAGGAAGCCUACCAAUAUCAGCAGGAAGCUCCCGAACAUCCCUACCCUAUGUACGAGGAUCAGACAGGCCAAAUGGAACCCUACCAGGAGUAUUCAGCAGACGGUGCAGUUGAUCCGAAUCAAUAUCAACAAGCCACCGAAUAUCCCGGUCCAACGCAGUACGUAUUUGAGCAAGACUACUACGAUCAACAGCAGACGGAGAAUCAGCAACAGUAUGAUCCGAACCAGCCGAUCUACUACGGCACUGGUGCAGCGGCGGAGGAGCAGCAGAAUUAUUACACGACCGAACAGCAACAGGAGCUUUACGAUGAAUCGCAACAGCCACAGGAAUACGAGGCUGUCCCGUCAGCUUACCCAGGUGAGACCAUUCCAGAGGAACCAACGUCAGUGCUGCAGGAAGAAGAGCAAAAUGAAUCCAAAGUUGAUGCACUGCCAGCGGAAGAUGAGCCGGUUGCGAUUCCGAUAAAUGACGAGGUUCAAGCAACGGAGAAAGAGAAGCAUGACACCACGGUUAGCUCGACAAAUGAUGAGAGUGAUUUCGAUUUCUCUACUCAGUAGAUAUCAGUGAUUGGCACCAAUGCGUUGUUGAACAGUUAUUGAACUCUAUGUAGAAUAAAGUUUCAAAUACAAUGGAAGCGGUUUGUUAAGAGCGGAAACAAGAUAAAUGUCUUCAAAACUGAAGUUGGUUGAAGAAAAACUUUGGACUUGCAAAUGCCGAAAAUUGUUUGAAUAAUAUACCGAAACGUUUAA